UGAACUCUUGACCACAAGGCCGGCAGUUCAAACCCACUAGCCCCUCCAAGGGAGAAAGAUGAGGCUGUGUGCGCACACAAAGAUUGACAGUCUCGGAAACCGUAUGUGGCAGAGGUGGGGAACUUUGUGCCAAGGACCAUUUAGAUCUUCCUAACAUCAUUCCUGGGCCACACUGGUCAAACGUUUAAUUAGUUCACCCCUGAUGUGAUGGCUCUGGAGCCUGGGUGGGUACAAGUUGGGCUGCAAGACUCACGGUUCAAAACCACCAGCUGCUCUGAGAUGCUCUACUUGGAGCCCUUAGAGUACUGUACCAGAAACCCACCCGAGGAAGUUCUGCCCUGCCCUCUAGGGGGUGCUGUGAGAAUGGUGGCAGGAACUGUGUCUCCGGUGAGGCAUGUGAUGUUGGCUGGUAUUGAGGAUUUUGCUGGUUGCAGUCUCUCAGAACCCACUUGGCGGCAGUGGAUUAUAAUCAGACGGUGUCGUUUUCCAGCCUGUAAAGCUCCUACAGAUUUGUCCUUGAUUCGAUUACCAGUUGAAGCUUUUGAAUCCAAAAAGCGUUUUCCUGUGGAAUCUGGCGGGAAUGGGGAAAGGCCUAGUUCCCCUCCUAUCAGGAGUGAGACACCAUAAAAAUAGGCCUCAAGAUGAGUUCAGGGAGAUGAAGAUCCCUGCUGAUGGUAAUAUCAGCACCUGGAGUUACUUAUGAUACCUCACUGAAAAUGCAAGAGAUACAAAAGAGCAUAGGGGAAAGACCCUCCCUGUUGCCCUGCCACAUUUCCCAGCCCAGUAACGGUGCCCUUUCUCUGCCUGGCUGUCUUGGACGUUGUUCAGUGCUCUUGAUUUAUGGUGGAAUAGAAUUUCAUUGUAUCAGUAUGCUACACCUUGCUUAAUAUGUUUUAAUGUGUCCCCCGCACCUCACUGCACUCCUUUCCGUCUUUGUGAGAAGGGGUUACCUAUCUUGGAAGGAUAGCCAGGAUGCUUCUUAGAAGCAAGUUGGCCAGACUUUACCUUGUGAGCUUUGGGCGCAAAAUUAUCUCCAGGGACUGGGUGGGGAAAUCAUGUUUGGUGAAGUUCAUGAGGCUAGAGCCUCCCAGAGCUGGAGGACUUGGUGGUUGCAGCAGUGGGCUCCCACGUGGCAGUGAUGUGGAAGGAUGCUGCAGACCCUGGCCGUGUACCAUCCUGCUGUGCACGGCCCCUGUGAGUUGGAACUGACUGCAUCAAACACGGGCAUCGCAGCUGCUCCUCCUCGGGGAGCGCGGAGAGAAAGAACAUCGCCCACAAUAGCAGGAGGCUGGGUCCGUGCGCGUGACCGGGGAAGAACGUUUGUUUGUUUCCCUCUCUGGGCUGAGACUUCCAUCUAGUUAAACACCCGAUAACAUCAGGUGUUCUGGGCAGUAAUUUAUUGUAAAGUGUCUUUCCUGUGGAUGGCUUUGUGAAGGGCUUGGUGUCCCAUGAGGCUGCAAUGGAGGCACGUAACACUGAUGACACAGUUGCCUGGUCCCCCGUGCCAUCGCAAGAACCAGAUGGUCAGGGAAGGGGAACGUGCACACAGCAUGCCCCCCCUCCCCCCAAUCCGUGUCUUUGCUGCAGCCUCGGGGAGCAGUACUACAAGGAUGCCAUGGAACAGUGCCACAAUUACAACGCCCGCCUCUGUGCCGAGCGCAGCGUGCGCCUGCCGUUCUUGGACUCUCAGACCGGAGUGGCCCAGAGCAACUGCUACAUCUGGAUGGAAAAGCGGCACCGGGGCCCAGGGCUGGCCUCUGGGCAGCUGUACUCUUACCCUGCCCGGCGCUGGCGGAAAAAGCGACGAGCCCACCCCCCGGAAGAUCCCCGACUUUCCUUCCCUUCAAUUAAGCCAGGUGAGGCACACCCCUUUCUGCUGCUGGCCACCUGCUCUGUGUCCAAAAGAUAUAGUUUCAAACAAAAGCAUACCUCGAAAGCGCCCCAGAGAGUCUGUGGAAAGCGGUACAAGAACCGGCCAGGCCUCAGCUACCACUACGCCCACUCGCACUUGGCUGAGGAGGAGGGCGAGGACAAGGAGGACUCGCAGCCCCCCACCCCGGUUUCCCAGCGGUCCGAGGAGCAGAAGUCCAAGAAAGGCCCCGAUGGGCUGGCCCUGCCCAACAACUACUGCGACUUCUGCUUGGGGGACUCGAAGAUCAACAAGAAGACGGGCCAACCGGAGGAGCUGGUGUCUUGUUCUGACUGCGGCCGCUCAGGGCACCCGUCCUGCCUGCAGUUCACCCCGGUGAUGAUGGCGGCAGUGAAGACCUACCGCUGGCAGUGCAUCGAGUGCAAGUGCUGCAACAUCUGUGGCACCUCCGAGAACGACGACCAGCUGCUCUUCUGCGACGACUGUGACCGUGGCUACCACAUGUACUGUCUUACCCCAGCCAUGUCGGAGCCUCCUGAGGGAAGUUGGAGCUGCCACCUGUGUCUGGACUUGUUGAAGGAGAAAGCGUCCAUCUACCAGAACCAGAACUCCUCUUGAUGGGACCGACCUGCUCCCCCACACUCUCGGGCUGUUUCCUCUCUCGUUUCCCCAUGCCCACUGCCCACCCCCCACCCCCCACCCCUCAUCUUUCGCAAGUCCAGAGAACCUCGUGCCAACCUGCCUUUGGCAGCAGCAGAUGGAGUGGCAGCUCUGACCACCUCUGGCCACAGGUCCUCAGGGAGAGAGGAGCAGCCCUGGCCGGGGCGCCGCCACCGCCCGGCUCCUCGCUGCUCUCCGGAAGUGCAUUCACCAGGCCUGCCUUGGGCCCAGGCCUGGCUGUCACAGGGUUUGUGGCCUCUGAGGAAGAGCGGGAGAACUGCUUGCUCUCUGGGCUCUGCCUCGUUCUGGCUGCCAGGCCCAGCCCUGCCCAGACGAAGGGCUUGUGGCUGUGGCGGCACCGAUCACCACUGCUACGCCCCUGUGCUGCCUGCCCCACCUCCAGGGUCCUCUGCCCUUCCCUGCCCUGACCUGCAGGGAGCAGCAGUGUCACCCAGUGCUUUUCUGGUGUCUCAUGACCGAAGCAUUCCCCACCCUAAGAAUUCCCUGCCUCCCCUCCUUAUUCCCUUUGGUUUUGUGGGGACAGAGGAAGUAUCAGGGGCCAGGCCAGUGACUUGGGGGCCACAGGGAGACAGACAGAUAAUGUGCCUGUUUUUUAACUCGAUGUCAAAGUCUACCUCCAAAAUCCCCUUUUUGUUCUUGGACCUGGGCCUUCAGCCUCCCUCCCCCUUAAGAGGGUGCCUCAGCUCCCUGCCCCAUGCAGCCAGCCCGGGCCGCCACAGACAGACAUAGACACCCUUCUCCCCUGGUACGCUCGCCAGCAGCCGGUAAGGUCUUCACGCCCUGGUUCCUCGGUCUCUGCUUGGUGGCCCUGACAUUGAGUAGUCGGGGGACAGUCCGUUCCAGGGUCCCCUGAAGUGGCCUUCCUCCCAGGCCGCAGGCAGACCCUGCUUUACUGUCACCUUGGAGUUGAGAUCUUUCCCCCUUAUUUCCUUCCUGUAUUCCAAACAUUAGUGCAAAUAAACAUUUUUACACGA
Messenger RNA from Echinops telfairi (small Madagascar hedgehog), 3525 nucleotides. RefSeq names its product double PHD fingers 2 (gene DPF2). The transcript is spliced from 8 exons. Lineage: Eukaryota; Metazoa; Chordata; Mammalia; Afrosoricida; Tenrecidae. Gene Ontology annotation, cellular component: nBAF complex. The record is from RefSeq and is a predicted model, not a curated record. Gene Ontology annotation, biological process: nervous system development. The coding region runs from base 1460 to 2488 and encodes 342 amino acids.